Molecule: messenger RNA, 5042 nt
Organism: Rhineura floridana
Lineage: Eukaryota; Metazoa; Chordata; Lepidosauria; Squamata; Rhineuridae
Gene: NCAPD2
Product: non-SMC condensin I complex subunit D2
Exons: 32
Coding region: 376-4599 (1407 amino acids)
Biological process (GO): mitotic cell cycle; mitotic chromosome condensation; meiotic chromosome condensation
Cellular component (GO): nucleus; condensed chromosome, centromeric region
Molecular function (GO): histone binding
Source: RefSeq, a predicted model, not a curated record
UGAGACUACGCGACAGUCAUCAACACGCGACAGUCCCAAGCCCUGCAACCGCUGUUUCUGUUUCUCACGCAAUGACUCACCAGUACUGAACAGUCGGCGAGCUUCAGGUACAAAAGAACGACGCCCAAACAAGCCCCGCGCCGCCGUCAAAAGAAGCUGCGUCGUCGCCAUUCCGCUUCCGAGAUACUAAAGCGCUUCGCAGAUCAGACAACCACCGCCAGCUCAGAACACUAUUCCAGCCAUUUUAGAACCUUCCCAGAAUGCACCGCUUCUUCUGGAGGUUUGUUUUUUUAAAUUGGCGGAAAGGAAGGGGCGGCCUUUGUGGCGCGGCGUGUUUGUGGUCCAGCCUGUUUCCGGGCAAAGAGCGGAGCCGCCAUGGCUGAUCUCUCUUCUUCUCCGGCUUCCUCCUGGGAGUUCCAUUUGCCUCUGUCUCCCACCGACUUGCUUCGCAGUGCGGGAUCCUUGCAAUACGUGGUGCAGGAGGUACUGCCCCUCAAACAGCUCCCGGGGCAGCUGGCAGUGUUCCGGACAGUAUUUCGCACACAAGGACCUCUUGCUAUCCUGCAGCAAUUUGAUACUCUGUACAGUAUCCUACACCACUUCAGAACUGUUGAUCCUGCUGUUAAAGAAGAUGCUCUAGAACUGAUGAUGAAAGUUGUCACCAGUCACUCCAGUGCACUGACAGCCAUCAUGAAUGAUGCUGACCUAGUACCCUCACUUCGUCUUCUUCAUCUUAAUGCUCUCAAGAUGAACUGUUACCUACUAGUACGUCUGGUAGAGGCUUUUGAAAUAGAGACUGGCAAGAGCAACGUGGUGGGACUGGAUUCCAAGCGGAAGAGCAAGAAGAGCCAGGCUAAAAGCUUUCUCUGGGAGGAGGAAAGGCAAUUGGUUGUACAGCUACUUGUGCACUUACUUCAACUGGAUCUUCAUCGACUGUGGAGUAACUUGAUAGUUGAGGAAGAGUUUAUCAGCUUAGUGAGUGGCUGCUGUUACCGCAUCCUGGAAAAUCCUAAUAUUGGCUACCAGAGACAUCGACCUACACGAGAGGCAGUGAUUCAUCUACUUGGUGUCGCUCUACUACGUUAUAACCAUAUGCUCAGUGCCACUCUGAAGGUCACACAGAUGCUUCAGCACUUUGAACAUGUGGCUCCAGUGUUUGUGGAGGCUGUGAGUGUAUGGAUCAAAGAUUAUGGAAUGAAAAGCAUUGUGGGGGAGUUGCUCAGGGAGAUUGGACAGAAGUGCCCUCAGGAGCUGUCCCGAGAUGCCUUGGGGGUGAAAGGCUAUGCUGCCUUCCUUGUAGAACUGGCUGGACAAAUGCCUGCCGUUGUGCUGGCUAAUAUGAGUGUCCUGCUGCAUCACCUGGAUGGAGAGAGCUAUGGGAUGCGCAAUGCUCUUUUGGCUGCUAUGGCAGAGGUGCUGCUGCAGGUGCUGAAUGGAGAGCAGCUGGAAGAAGCUGCCAAAAAUACAAGGGAUCAGUUCUUGGAUACUCUGCAGGCGCACACAUGUGAUGUCCAUGGCUUUGUGCGCAGUCGUGUGCUUCAGCUCUUCACCCGCAUUGUGCAACAAAAAGCUCUGCCCUUAACUCGAUUCCAUGCCGUAGCUUGCUUAGCUGUGGGUCGGCUACAGGACAAAACCGUAACUGUGGUUAAGAAUGCUAUUCAGCUGUUGGCUGCCUUCCUUUCCAACAAUCCUUUCUCCUGUAAGCUGAGCUGCACAGAUUUAACUGAACUGCUUGAGAAGGAGAGGCAGAAACUUCAGGAAAUGAAGGACAAUUGCAGGACCAAAGCUGCUAUGGUGAUCUCCUCAGAGGAGGAGUGGGAAGCAAUGCAGCCAGAGCUCCAGGCAACCUUGAAAAGCUGUCUUUGCUCACAAAAGCAGGAAGAAAAGGUGGAUGGGCUUGAGGCGGGGAACCCAGCGCAGCUAUUUGACAGCAUCAUCCAGCUGUUAAGAAAGUCCAAUUACAAGGGUGCCAUCCACCUGACACAAGAAGGUAUGCACCAGUUCCAAGCGGUGGAGCCCUUCAGCAGACCAAGAACAGAGGGUGAUGAAGAAGACUUUAUCCUUAGUGUGUUGAGAACACUCUACUUAGGUUCCCAGGCUGAGCGAGGUGGCCAAGGAUCCACAGAUGGGAAUGAAGAGCAACCACAGGAAGCAGACCAGGUGCAGCCACCAUCAGAAUUGGUAAAGCAGGAGAUGCUGGUACAGUACCUACAGGAUGCCUACAACUUUUCUGCAAAAAUCACCGAAGCCUUGAGCUUGGUCUCCAGACUAAUGUAUGAAAGUUCAGUCUCUGUGGUGCAAGAAGCCAUUGAAUUCUUUGUGGUAGUCUCUCAGUUUGGUGUCCCUGAGGCUGUGCUUGGAGUCCGUCGAAUGCUUCCGCUCAUAUGGUCUAAGGAGCCAGGAAUCAGAGAUGCCGUAUUGGAUGCCUACAGGAGGCUCUAUCUGAACCCUAGCGGAGACUCUGAAAGGGCUCGAGCCCAGCACUUGGUGCAGUCUCUUUCCCUCCUCAUGGUGGAUGCAUCACUGGGGACUGCUCAGUGUCUUGGAGAAAUUAUCUCUGAGUUUGUGCAAAAAGAUGAAAUAAAACCCACUGUGGUCCAGCUGCUCUGGGAACGGUUUACAGAGAAAUCGCAGUGCUCAGCGUUGAAGCGCCAUGCUGCCAUCAUGCUUCUGGGCAUGAUGGCACGAGGGAAGCCUGAGAUCGUGGGGAGCAACCUGGAUGUUUUGGUAGCAGUUGGGCUGGACGAGAGAGUGCAUGAAGAUUAUCGCCUUGCCCAAGAAGUGUGUAAUGCCAUCUCCAAAAUUGCAAAUAGCCAGAAGCCUGGCCUUGGGAAAAGCAGCCCUCCCUUCCGGCUUCCACAGUCACACCUGCUCUUUGAACGUCUGUGUGAGGUUAUAACUGAGGGCUUUGCUAGAUCAAGUGCAUACUGGAUCCCUUUCACAGAGAUGGCAGUUGCUCUCAUCUAUCAGUUGGCAGAAGGGCCUGAAGAAAUAUGUGCUCAGGUCUUGCAACGUUGUAGUCGGCAGGCCCUGGAGAAGUUGCCCGAGUCUGAAGGGGCCGAGGCAGAGCCUGGAUCAUCAUCUCCCAAUGAAGUUGCUAGUGACCCUAAUUCUAUUGAUAUUGUGGUGUUGACACAUCUGAUCUCCCUUGCUGGGGAUGUGGCAUUGCAGCAACUUGUCCAUCUGGAGUUGUCAGUAAGCACUGAGCUACGCAGGCGCCGGGUCAUUGGGGAAGAACGUGAAGCAAAAGAACAGGCUGUAAGCAAAACAAAGGUGCCAAAUGACAAGAGCAGUGGGAAUGGGACCACCAUGGAAGAGGACCUUGGCUUGGUUGGGGCCUCUGCUGACGACACUGAAGCAGAGCUCAUCCGCACUAUUUGUGAGACGGAGCUGUUGGACGGGAAACAGCUGCUUUCAGCCUUUUUUCCCCUGGUGCUCAAGAUUUGCAACAACCCAGGACUCUACAGUGAUCCAGCACUCUCAGCCACUGCUGCAUUGGCCCUUGGAAAAUUCUGCAUGAUCAGUUCGGAAUUCUGUGACUCUCAUUUGCGACUCUUCUUCACAAUGAUGGAAAAAUCCACCCUCCCUAGUGUGCGUGCCAACCUCAUGAUUGCAGCUGGAGACCUGGCCAUCCGUUUCCCCAACUUGGUGGAGCCCUGGACAUUCCACCUCUAUGCUAGGUUGCGGGACCCUUGUCAGCAUGUGAGGCAGACAGCUGCUUUGGUUAUGACUCACCUGAUCCUGAAGGAUAUGGUAAAAGUGAAGGGGCAGGUGAGCGAGAUGGCAGCUCUUCUCAUUGAUCCGGAAGAGGAGAUUGUGGGACUGGCUCGAAACUUCUUCACUGAACUCUCCAGCAAGGAUAACGCUGUGUACAACUUGCUUCCAGACAUCAUCAGCCGUCUCUCAGAUCCAGACUCUGGCAUAGAGGAGCAGCCUUUCCGCACUGUUAUGAGGCAGCUCUUCUCAUUUAUCACGAAGGACAAGCAGACAGAGAGCCUGGUGGAAAAGCUUUGUCAGCGGUUUCGGACUGCUCGAACAGAGCGUCAACACCACGAUCUGGCAUACUGCCUUACCUUGCUUCCACUCACUGAACGAGGUCUCCGUAAGAUGCAAGACAACUUUGAUUGCUUUGCUGACAAACUUCAGGACACAGCUGUCUACAAUUGCUUCCUGGCUGUGCUGAGCCGGCUUCGCAGGGUGGGCACUAAGCCUGAGAUGAAGGCGCUUACUGAAGAAUUUGAGCAGAAGCUCCGGAUGUGCCACAACAGGGGCCUGGACUCUCUCACUGAAGCUCCUCCUCAAGAGUCCACAGGCCACAAAGGCAGAAAUACCCCUCUGCAUCAGACAGCAAAGAAAGCAGCAGCAAGCUCACGUCGGCGACCUCUGCGUGCAGCCAACAGAGAGGCUGGCUCACCCUUUUUCACUCCUGAGCCCCGUGUUUCCAAACCCUCCAGAAAGACUUCAAGACUGAAAGUUUCUGUUGUCUUCUCUAGCGAUGAAGAGAACAGCCCAGAGGAAGAACUCUGUGCCGAACUGACAGAUGAGGAGACGCCAAGCAAAAGGACUCCCAUUUCCCGUGCAUCUCGCUGUGGUCGGUGAUGAUGAUGCCCUUCAUAGACUCUCUCUUGGUUAACGGGGAUAAAGCUCACAAGUUUUGGAUGUACUGCUUCUCCAGGUUUUGCACAUGUUAAAGCAAUGCAGUGUGGCAGCUUGGACUUUGAGAUCUUGCAUCACAACAUGGAGAUUGCUCAGCCUCUCCAACCACAAGCUUUCAAGAAGAUGAAGGCGUUAGUAUGCACAAGCGCAUGACUAGUAAAAUGGGCAGCAUAGGCCUUGAGUAAAUAUGUGCCAUUUCAUGCAAAGUACUAACUCUUUAUUUUGGAUGGGUUCUUGAUUUUUCAAAGUGCCCCUGAGAACUAUAAUAUCAUUUUUCUUAAAUGUAAAAUAUGUAGAUUACAGUAAAUGCCAUUCAUAUUAAAAAAAAAACUUCUAUCCAGUCUUAUGUGACCACAGUACCUAUUCCACUAUUAAAAUUUUCACUU